UCUGCCAGUCGCUUCUCAGCAUUCUUCGCCUCUGGUUCGAAAUUCUCAGGCCGUUCAGAAAAGAAAAGCAUAAAGACCCUACCGAAUAAAGACCGUCGAACAGAGGAAGCGGGGGGCCAUCGAACAGAAGACGGAAAAACAGAAAAUAACAAACAUCCAUUUCUAUAUACCCAACAUCGACAUCGAGAUUCCACGUCGAGAUCGAGAUCGAAGAUGUGUAUAUGAACGCAGUUCCUGCUCGUAGACCGGUCGUCCGUAGUAGUAGCAUCGUUGUGUUCCACAAUUCCAAAGUUCAGUGAGUGGGCAAAAAAGGAAUCCGAGGGUGGUGGUGUCUCCGAAUCCGAAUCCUAAUCCGAAACCAAAACAAAACCAAAUCCUUUAUUACGAAUCCUGCGCGAAGGAGAGAGAAUCGAUCCAAGAUUUGUUGUAAUGGUGCACAGGCGCUGGAUUUUCUGUGAGAGCGGCGAGGAUCCAAACUUCAGGAAGGAGCACUACGAGUAUACCCAAAGCCAGCACCGAUAAUUCCAAUCCAAGACGAAAUUCCCCCCAAAGAAGUCCAUUCAACUUGCUGCAAUUAUUUGUGCCAACGAUCUCGAGAUCUCAUUUGCAACCGCAAAAUAAUCACAACAUAACAAAACAAAACAAAAAUAAAUUUUAAAACAAAAAAUCCCCCCACGAAAAACAAUUGAAACGCGUGCAUAAUUGCUAAUAUAAAACAAAAGAAGGAAAAACAGAAUUUCAGUGCUUUUUGUUUGUUUUUUUUUUUUUAUUGUUUGGCUUUUUGUGCUCCUCAAAUGUGAGGAAGAGAAUUCAAUCGAAGAAUUGCAAAAACGAAACGAGCAAAAGAGUGCGUGAGAUAGAGAGCAGAAAGAGAGAGGAAGAUCCACGGCGGCCAAAAAGCAUUUUCGAAAUGGUACUACAAAACCACAACACUGUGGUGGCCCGUUCCACCUUGACGCCGAACAGCAGCAGCCAGAACUUUGGCUCCCAACAUCCAGCUGGAACGCCCAAUGGAUCCGGAACCGGACGUAGUCCCCUGAACGCCGGACCCAGCACCCAACGUCCCAUUAUCGACCUGUUGGUGGCCAUGGUGGCCGUGCCGGUGCUUAUCCUCUGCGCCCUGCAGUUGGAGAAGAAUCUGCGGGACAAUAGCGUGGAGUCUCGCUGGUUGGUUUUCGCCCUGGGCAUCGGGAUGCUGGUGAUCAGCGUGAUCAUCUGCGGUUAUGUCACGCACCGCAUGGGCGUCUGCAUUUGGGCGGGACCCAUCGACGAGGCGGGAAACAGGGCCACCAAUGGAGCCAUGCCACAUAUCAACUCCCAGAACGAUGUGCUGCGCAUUGUCGACUCACUGCCGCCAAGUUACGAAAGCGUGGUCAAGUUCGAGCUACCGCCGCCGACCUACGAAUGCCUGGUCAUCAGCUGGGGUCGGUCGAAGGAUCUGGAGCCGGCACAGACCUCAGCCAAGCGAGGAGCUGGUGGAUCCAACUCCCCGCCCGGGUCCACCCUGCACAUCUAGGGUGGAAGUGGUGGCGAGGGAGGGAGUUGAAUGGAACUAAUGGAGCAGUAGAUGGAGGAGAGAGAAUUAAGAGAUUUUUUCCCAACUGGCAGCGCAACGGAUUUCUGUACUUGACCCACUUAAAAUAACCAUAUGCAAAAAAAACUGUAACAACGACAUCGAUAAGUGGUGUUCUGGAAACUCUGGUGUUUUCGAAAGUUCCCAGAGCAUUUAGCUGAAUACCGCCAUAUAUCCGUAUGUCUUAUUAUAAAUUGUAAGCUAACUAUUAGCUUGUCAUAGCAUAAUGGCAUUGUAUUUACUUUGAUUUUAAGCAGAUAGUAUUUUAACUCGCAGAGCCUAUCAAAAACGAUAUCGAUUCUCUCGCAGUGUACAUAGAGUUUUUUUUUUUUGAAACGCACAGCAUCUAGUCCAAAGUUGUAUAUAGCCGAAAAAGAAAUAACGGAACCACACAUGAUGCGCUCAUAUCAGUUUUAAACACAUAUAUUGUAUAUUAUUGAAUUAAUGCCAGGGCAGGGCGGCAAUCAAGCAACAAAACUACAGGGUAGUAAUUAGUCUUAGUCUUAGCGUAACGCCUGUAUAUAACUAUGUAUGUAUAUUUCGAUUACAACUACUUUUAUUAUAGCCACAUCGAUAGCGAUGUCGAUUGCCAACAAAUGUCGGAAAACGUUCAGAGUUGCUUUCCAGAAAUAAAGAAUUCCUAUUAAGUUUAUUGAAAUCC
This is a messenger RNA of Drosophila melanogaster (fruit fly), 2234 nucleotides long. RefSeq lists its product as uncharacterized. Lineage: Eukaryota; Metazoa; Arthropoda; Insecta; Diptera; Drosophilidae. The record is from RefSeq and is marked reviewed. Bases 430 to 522 code for a protein of 30 amino acids. The transcript is spliced from 3 exons.